CAAAAAAGAAUUAAAGAGAAUAUCAAUAUGAGUAAUGUAUGAGAGAGAGAGAGAGAAUUAAAUAAUGGAAGCAUUGGACUAAGCUCUACAAGACUCUAAAGCUUGAAGCUUUGCUUUGCUUUGCUUUGCCACUUCUUCUAUUUCACUGCUUACAGUAAUAAUAACCUUCACCCAUACAUACAUACAUACAUACUCCUUUUUUAUGGUUUUUUUUUUCUCUCAUGGCCAAUGUAGGAGUGUGAAAUCUAGUGAACCAGUUAAGAUUAUCUUUUAUGCUUAAAAAGAACAAGAAGACAGAUAUAUAGAAUAUGUAUAAGAAUCAACUGCAGGAGCUAGCACAGAGAAGCUGUUUCAAUCUACCUUCCUAUGCUUGCAUCAGACAAGGCCUUGAUCAUGCACCAAGAUUCAAAGCUUCUGUUAAUUUCAAUGGUGAGAUCUUUGAAAGCCCAAACUAUUGUCCCACUUUAAGACAAGCUGAACAUGCUGCUGCUGAAGUAGCCCUUAAUGUCUUGUCCACUAGGGGACCUUCAAGGUCUCUUACUGCAAGAGUUCUUGAUGAGACUGGUAUUUACAAGAAUCUUCUUCAAGAAACUGCUCAUAGAGCUGGGUUGAGGCUCCCUGUGUACACAACUGUCAGAUCAGGUCCUGGCCAUGUACCAACUUUUACUUGUACUGUUGAGCUUGCUGGUAUGAAUUUCACAGGUGAAUCUGCUAAAACCAAGAAGCAAGCUGAGAAGAAUGCUGCUAUUGCAGCCUGGUCUGCUUUGAACCAAAUGCCAAAGUUGGGUUCUUUGACAACCAAACAAGAUAAUCAUGAAGAACAAGCAAAUGUGACUGAAGUUCUCUCAAGUUUUAGACCCAAAGAUGAUGGAAAACAAGUUAGGAGGAGAGAUCCAAACCCACCACCUAAGAAAAUCUUUAGAGGUCAUCAUAGAGACAACAAUAUUGGCUCUUCAUCAUCAUUACCAUCAAGCUCAAAUAUUUCUUCCCAAGAUGAAAAAUUGAAGCUAAUGGAGAUGAUAAUGGAGUUGAGUCAAGAAGAUUCAAUACUCAAAUAUAACACCUUUACUUCUCUUCUUCCUCCACCCCCACCAAGAACAGUUUCUAAGAUCUUACCUCCAUCAAUUAGGCCAAUCCCAGUUCAAGUAAGAAGCAGAUUAUCACCACAUUUGAUUCAAACUUCAUUGGAAGACCACCAUAAGAAAGAUGAGGAACAAUGGCUUGGUAAAAAACCAAGUGUUAUUGUUAAACCAUGUCAUUAUCCUCUGUCAUCAAAUCUGAAUGCUUAUACUACAACAACAUCACCAUCAUCAUCAGGUAUUAAGUCCAGUCAUCUAUCAAGAACCAUGUUCAGUGAUCAAUCUCAUCCACACAAAAUAGCCCCAGCAGUUCAAAUAAGGUCAGUGAUACCAGUCUGUGCAGCAGCACCAGUAACACACUCAGCUACUACUAAACCAAGAGCAGAAGAGGUCUCAUCAUCAUCAUCAGUUACUACUACUACUACUACUACUACUUCUAAGUUCAAUAAACCACAGUUUAGUAUGCUUGGUUCUGAUUUCAAAAAGUUACAAUUAUGAGAUUAUAUAAUCUAAAAAACAACUCCAUAAUAAGAAAAUUUCUUCAUGGUUUGGUUUUUUGUUUU
Cannabis sativa is the source of this 1642-nucleotide messenger RNA. Its product is annotated as double-stranded RNA-binding protein 3. The transcript has 4 exons. Lineage: Eukaryota; Viridiplantae; Streptophyta; Magnoliopsida; Rosales; Cannabaceae. The coding region runs from base 309 to 1577 and encodes 422 amino acids. Gene Ontology annotation, molecular function: double-stranded RNA binding. The record is from RefSeq and is a predicted model, not a curated record.